CUUGUCCUGUGCACUGAGCUGAAAUCUCAAGCAGUUCAAUGUCCGCAGUCUCUGGCCAUCUCCUGUACUGUGUCCGCAGUCUCUGGUCAUCUCCUGUACUGUGUCCGCAGUCUCUGGUCAUCUCCUGUAUUAUGUCCGCAGUCUCUGGUCAUCUCCUGUAUUGUGUCUGCAGUCUCUGGUCAUCUCCUGUAUUGUGUCUGCAGUCUCUGGUCAUCUCCUGUACUAUGUCCGCAGUCUCCGGUCAUCUCCUGUACUAUGUCCGCAGUCUCUGGUCAUCUCCUGUACUAUGUCCGCAGUCUCCGGUCAUCUCCUGUACUAUGUCCGCAGUCUCCGGUCAUCUCCUGUACUAUGUCCGCAGUCUCCGGUCAUCUCCUGUACUAUGUCCGCAGUCUCCGGUCAUCUCCUGUACUGUGCCUGCAGUCUCUGGUCAUCUCCUGUACUAUGUCCGCAGUCUCUGGUCAUCUCCU
This is a messenger RNA of Staurois parvus, 467 nucleotides long. Lineage: Eukaryota; Metazoa; Chordata; Amphibia; Anura; Ranidae. The record is from the annotation of a GenBank genome assembly.